AUGUGGAUGCCCUUCAUUCUUCUGAGUCUUCCAGGCUGUUUCUCCAUCCAAGGCCCCGAAAGUGUGAGGGGUGUAGAGGGGGGUUCUCUGGCCGUGCAGUGCCACUAUGGGCCCAGAUGGGUCAAGCACGGGAAGCAAUGGUGCCAAGGACCCAGCUGGAGAGAGUGCAAGGUCCUGGUGCAGACAGUUGGGGGCUCCCAGCACCAGGCGCAGAGCGGGGACGUGGCCAUCAGCGACGACCCUCGGGUCCGCGCCUUCACUGUGACCAUGAACCACCUCCACCCAGAGGACACGGGGACCUACUGGUGCGAUAUCAACCCGGCGGGCUUGGAGUUCAAGCGCAUCAGUGUGACUGUGGAUCCAGCAACCCCUGACACCCCAAAGCAUAAAAGACGCCUGCAUUCCACUAUGACUGAGACCCCCAGAGCAGCCACCUCGGGCGUCUACACUCGGACCCAUUACCUGCUCCUGGGGUUCCUGAAGGUACCCAUCCUGUUGCUGCUGCUCGGCAUUAUCCUCUGGCUGAGGGGACGCCCCCAGGAACAAUGCAUGGAGCCACUGUACGUCAACAUGACUGAGUGCUGA
Molecule: messenger RNA, 585 nt
Organism: Suncus etruscus (white-toothed pygmy shrew)
Lineage: Eukaryota; Metazoa; Chordata; Mammalia; Eulipotyphla; Soricidae
Product: CMRF35-like molecule 7
Exons: 4
Coding region: 1-585 (194 amino acids)
Cellular component (GO): plasma membrane
Molecular function (GO): transmembrane signaling receptor activity
Source: RefSeq, a predicted model, not a curated record